AUGGCAAGCUGGAAAGUCGCCGAACUAGUUUGGUACUAUGUGUGGAAAGCUGAGAGCCUUAUGCGGUUACUGAUAUUUUCACUGCUUUCAAUAAUUGGCAUCGUACUAUCCAUCGAGCUCAAUAUCGACAAUGAGACGGAGUUCUGGAACGACAUAUUGAACUACGCUGAUAGUGUUGGUGUUCGCCGGUCCGUACUUUCCACUCUCCUGCAAUCUUCUGCAUCUGACAACACCAGCCAACUCUAUGAGCUCCCGAAAUCAAGGGCUUCACCACCUUUGCACGAGGAACACCAUAAAAGUCAUGGUGUCAAGGUGGCAUCGUUCAAGUUCGAUUAUGUGAAAGAGCCUCUCGUGCUCACAGUUUUUAUAAUCGUGAUUGGAUUCUUCAAAUUGUUGUAUCAUCACACCCGCUACAUCCAGAAGCUCAUCCCUGAAUCGUGCUGCCUCAUUUUGGUUGGGGUUGGUUUGGGACUGAUUUUCAUAGGAGACGACACUCAUGAAUCUGUGAAGUUCUUGGAGUUCAACUCGAAAACGUUUUUCUUUUUCCUUCUGCCGCCUAUCAUUCUGGAAUCAGCGUAUUCAUUACGAGAUCGAGCAUUUCUGGAGAACAUUGGAACCAUUAUUCUUUACGCAGUUGUGGGUACAGUGUUGAAUAUAGUGCUCAUCGGAGCAUGUCUGGUUCUGCUCUCCGAUCUCGGAUGGAUCGGCGGUUUCAUAAUAGACCCUUUGGACUGCUUCGUGUUCGCCUCUUUGAUUGCUGCUGUGGAUCCUGUAGCGGUUCUUGCAAUAUUCCAAGAGGUCGGGGUCAACAAAAUGUUGUACUUCAUGGUGUUCGGAGAGUCCUUAUUGAAUGAUGCGGUCACUGUCGUUUGCUACAAUUUGCUAAACGAUUUCAAAGAGCUGGAUUCUAUCGGGUUUAUAGAUUGCUUCAUGGGUUUGUUGGCCUUCCUCUGCGUAUCUCUAGGAGGGCUGGCGAUAGGGUUAUUCUCUGGGUUUAUGUCUGCUUUUGUCACAAAGUUUACCAAGCAUGUCAGAGUUGUUGAGCCAGUAAUCAUGUUUGGCAUGGCAUACCUGGCAUACAUGGGUAGCGAAUUAUUUCAUUUUUCUGGAAUCAUAGGGAUCAUAGCAUGCGGCUUGUUCCAAACCCACUAUUCUUGUGGGAACAUUAGCAAUAAAUCUUUCAUCAGCGUCACGUACUUCGCCAAAGUAGCCAGUUCAAUCUCAGAAUCUCUAAUAUUUAUCGUGCUGGGUGUAAUGCUAGUCAAUGAACAGGAAUGGUUUUGGAGUGAUUGGCAUCCAUCGUUCUCCUUGUAUUCAGUAGUGCUUUGCAUUGGCGUGCGUUUUCUGGUUGUCUUCUUCCUCACCUACAUCGUCAAUCGGCUAACAGGUGGCGUUCGCCACAUAUCGUUCCAAGAGCAGUUCAUAAUGGCCUACGGCGGACUAAGAGGAGCGGUCUCAUUUUCUCUAGCCUUUAUGAUUAGUGACAGCGUACCGGUGAAGAACACAAUAUUGUCGGCAACCUAUAUGGUCAUUCUGUUCACAGUAUUUUUGCAGGGUGGAACAAUAAAGCCUCUAGUGCAGUAUUUGAAUAUCCGCCUGGCUCGUAAAGAAGUGCAUUUUCGACUAUUCAUGGAAUUCAAUCGAGGAAUGAUAGUGCAUAUGACCCAAGGAAUAGAAGAUCUCUGUGGAUAUAAAGACCGCAGCGUUGCCCAUCAGCUGAGUGUGUUCUCGAAAGCGUAUCUGCGGCCGAUGCUGCAACGAGGCUAUAAAAACGAGCAGAAAGAAAGCAAACUGCUGGAAAUGGAUCGAUUUGAGACGAUGAGGGAACUAAAACAAAGUCCCUCUCAAAGUUCGUUCAAAUGGCAGCAAGCUGUGGAUGAGUUGGCGGAAAGAGGUGAAAUACCUCGCGAUAUGUUGGAAGAGGAGGAAUUUUUCGUAAAGAGGAAGGAGGACAUCGAAAAGGAAACAGAAAAGCUCACAAAGGAUAUUUCGAACAUUCAUCGUCUUCUGCACAAUCCUUUUGAAGAGGUAGGGAGUUGCAGUCAUGAAAUCAGUUGGAGUAACACGUAUUACGCCAACCGUAAUCUAGUGGGGGAAGAAGAACACGAAAAUCAUCGUCAUGCCGAAGUUAGCCAGCUCCAGAUGCUCCAACAUCGUGCACAGGGAAUGAUUGGCACAAAAGAAAAGCGGAAGCGAUCCAUAUUCGGGAAACGACAGCAGCACAAAAAGAGUACGCAUCAGGGGCUCAUCAUGGCAGCCAUGGGUUCUCUUGGUGUACACGCAGUUGAAGCUGGAGUUCGAGAGCCUAGUUCAUCUUUCGAGGAGGGAAUUACUAUGGAGCAUCGAGAUGAUCAUGCCUUAUUCACGAUAAGAGAACAAGCCGAAGUUGGAAUGUAGAUGAUUUUCCAGCUAGUUUUUUUUGAUUAUGUAUUCACUGACAUGGAAGUGCUCCUAUGUAUGUACAGCAAAUUACUUCUUUGUAGCUCAAACUUGUUUUGCCUAUAUCUCCCUUAAAAAGUCCGUACGUUAAAUGAAUGUCUCC
This is a messenger RNA of Cylicocyclus nassatus, 2542 nucleotides long. Lineage: Eukaryota; Metazoa; Nematoda; Chromadorea; Rhabditida; Strongylidae. The record is from the annotation of a GenBank genome assembly.